Molecule: messenger RNA, 975 nt
Organism: Glossina fuscipes
Lineage: Eukaryota; Metazoa; Arthropoda; Insecta; Diptera; Glossinidae
Gene: Obp59a
Product: general odorant-binding protein 71
Exons: 2
Coding region: 1-975 (324 amino acids)
Molecular function (GO): odorant binding
Source: RefSeq, a predicted model, not a curated record
AUGAUUGCUCUUAAGCUAAACUUGAAAACUUUCUCGCGUUUUUUGUUGAUUAUUGCUUUGUUAAACAUAUUAUUAACAAGUGUCUCUGUAGCUUUAAGAUGCCGUACAGAUGAUGGACCAUCGGAAGCCGAAUUAAAGCGGGUAACGCGUAAUUGUAUGCGAAAACUUAGUGAGAAUUAUAUGCAAACAACUUUAAAUGGCCAUCAACAAAAUCAGCAUACGCAACAGCAUAAUGUUUAUCAAGAAGGAGGACGAGUAAGUGGAAGCCAGGAUAGAAUGUAUGAUCAAAGUUUUCCAUCUCGCAGCCGUAGCUAUGACUAUGAUAGUAGCUAUGAUGCCGGCAAUGAUAAUCACGAGGAUAAUGGCGGGCCAGGAUUGAAUUUUAAUUCCUACGAACGUCAGUCGAAUAAUCCAAAUAAUAAUAAUAGACAAAAUUAUGGAAACAAUCGUCGAAGUGGAGGUAGCAUCGGCUCAACAAAUAAUGACGAUUAUAUGGCCCAACGCAAUCGUGAUAGGAAUGCCAAUAGUCGAACUAUUGGAGAUAAUGGUGGCGAUUAUUCAAAUUAUAAUCAAAGAAAUCAAUUUAAAUCACACGAAAAUUAUAAUAACAAUAACAACAAUAAUAGUACGCGAUAUAAUAAUAGAUACAAUAACGAUAACAAAAUCAAAAACAGUAACAACAACAAUUCCGCUGAUGGCUUUUGUUUGGUGCAUUGUUUUUUCGAGCAAAUGCAAAUGCUUAAUAAUCGCCACUAUCCAGAUCAGCACAAAGUUUUAUAUGUCUUGACUAGGGAUAUCCGCGAUCGUGAGUUACGCAACUUCUACACGGAUACGAUACAUCAGUGCUUCCAUUAUUUGGAAUCACAGCAUCGCCGAGAUAAAUGUCAAUUUUCUAGAGAUUUAAUCAAUUGCAUGACCGAAUAUGCUAAAGGCAAUUGCGAUGAUUGGAAUGAGUUCAGCAUGAUGUUUAAUUAA